Nerophis lumbriciformis (worm pipefish) is the source of this 2030-nucleotide messenger RNA. RefSeq names its product proline rich mitotic checkpoint control factor (gene prcc). The record is from RefSeq and is a predicted model, not a curated record. Gene Ontology annotation, cellular component: nucleus. Lineage: Eukaryota; Metazoa; Chordata; Actinopteri; Syngnathiformes; Syngnathidae.
AAUCUCCGUUAACGAAAAAGAAGAAUAAAUUGACACAGAUCUGCGCAAAACAACUACAUGAGCGAAUGUUUUGAUUAGGCUGACUGGCUACUUUAGCUCAUUUGUUUUGGGUAAUGCCAUAUUAAAACCAUAGACGUUAUCUGAAAAAAAUGGUAGAGGGAAGGAUGACCCGAACCGUGAUUGGACUAUUUAAAUCAGAGGAGCUCAGCUCGUCAGCGCUAGCGGCCUAAGCUAACAAGAGUUAGCAUACCUUCUUCCUCUCUGAGCGCCUCUUUCACAUUACAUACAUUUGACGAUAGAACAAUAGUCUUGUUAACGUUAUUAUCGAUGUAGUUUUGGAGUGCUGGAUGGAAAGCAAGGGGGAGCGAUUGUCAUCCAUGAGCUAACCGCAGGAAUUCAGCGUUUACGCACCGCCAGCUAACAUGUCUUUAGUCGCGUAUGGAAGCAGUGAUGACAGCGAUACUGAGGAAAGCUCUGCGGCGGCACAGAGCAAGAAAACAGGCCAGGGAGGGCUCUUUUCAGUCUUACUUUCCCCGAAAAAGCCAACGCCGACAGAUGAUGCCCAGCAAGUCAAGACGAGUUUAUUUUCAAGCCUGCCCAAGCCCAGGAAGCGUACAGAGCCAGUGAGGAUUACAGUGCCACAGAUCCAGAAACAUGAUUCAGACUCUGACGACGAUGAACCAGUAAAGAAGAAGCUCCAGUCACAGGUUGCAGGUUCCGGUCUGUCCUCCCUUCUCCCACAACCCAAAAACCUGACUUUAAAGGAGAUGGACAGACCGUUAAUUCCUCAUACACUCACCAAGCGCUCCGAGUCCAAAGCAGCCAAGCUGGGACUGUCUAAUCAGGGCCUCCUUGGCUCCAGCGCGUCACCUUCCGCCAUCAAGGCUGCGGCGAAAUCGGCAGCCCGGCAGCUAGCCAGACAAGUAGCAGCCACUGAUGACCAGGAGGAGGACAUUACACCGCAAAAUUACUUCUCAUUAGGUGAGAACCCUGAACCGCCUCCUGCGGUUGUCCUGACCUAUGAACCCGAGCCUGUCGCCCCCGCGGAGCCACUUCCACCGUUGCCUGCUGGCGAGCUGAGCCAGUCAGACGCCCCUCUUGACUUUGGGGGAGGCCAUGAGGGAGCUGGUGCAUGGGGUGGUCAGUAUUCUCCGUACCAGCAGCCUAUGGCCGGUCCAGAGGCUUUACCUGAGGGAUACAACAAUGAAGCCUAUUACCAAGAUGCAAGCUCUGGGUUGCCCGAGGCAGAAGAACCAGACAACUCCGCCAUGUUUGACGAUGAAGCGUUCAUGCGUCUGCAAGGCAAAAGGAACCGGGGCAAAGAGGAGGUCAAGUUCUUGGAGAUCAAGGGCGACGACCAGCUGAGCGGCCACCAGCAGUGGCUGACCAAGAGCAUGUCGGAGGAGAAGAAUAACCGUGGUUCUUUUAGCAAGAAAAGGGGAGGACAGCCUACGGGACAACAGAGACGCAAGCACCAAAUUACAUAUCUCAUUCACCAGGCAAAAGAACGUGAGCUGGAGCUGAAGAACAGCUGGGCAGAAAACCGAAUGACCCGCAGGCAGACUCAGGCCAAAUACGGUUUCUGAAUGCCAAACUCUUUGGACUCUAUGCGGCAUGUGGAGACCCUCCCGUCAUUUAGACUUCAGGAGUAGCGCUUCCUGCCCUUUAGGACCCAUAGAUCUGAAACUGUGAUGCACAUUCCCCUCACACUGCCAUCUUUUUGUUUUUGUGACAAACUUUGUUUUCAUUUAAGACCAUGCUCCCUUUAAGGAAUCCAGUCCUUCAGUGGUUUACAAUGAAAUCUGCUAUUGAACACAUUUGAGAAACUAUGGGUGGCUUUUAGAGUUACAAAUGUAUUCUUUUUAACAUGUAUUCUUCCCGCUGAUAUGACAAACAAGUGUUAGUCUUGUUUGGAUGCUGCCCAUGCACAGAAAUAGCAUUGAAACGAACUGGAGACUCAAGUCAACUGACACAUGACAUAUUUACAUGGAAUCCGUUGUUUUAUAUUAAAGAUGUUGGUGCACACGUCA